This is a messenger RNA of Vicia villosa (hairy vetch), 1796 nucleotides long. RefSeq names its product ACT domain-containing protein ACR1-like. The coding region runs from base 215 to 1588 and encodes 457 amino acids. The record is from RefSeq and is a predicted model, not a curated record. NCBI's taxonomy places the organism in Eukaryota, Viridiplantae, Streptophyta, Magnoliopsida, Fabales, Fabaceae. The transcript has 7 exons.
AUUCCACAUGUAUAUAUAUCUACUUUAUCUUAUCGAUCAUUAUAUUUUUUUUCCGUCAUAUAUACACAUACAUAAUUUAAUUGUUUUUAUAUGUGUCUUUUUCUUUUCCCACGCGUUUUGAACUAUAUAUGAAGCUAAGGAAUCUCUGUUGAUACAUGCAUACAUCUGUCAUCAGGCAAAAUAACUCAAAUCGAAGCAUUGUUUAGUAGAGGAUAUGGAGAUUAGUAUUUACCAGCCUCACAUCGAACGAGAGAUUGAAUCACACAUAGAAAGAAUCCAUCCACCUAGGGUUUGCAUAGAUAAUGACUCAUGUAGAGACUGCACGGUGGUGAAGAUUGAUAGAGCUAACAAGCAUGGGAUACUAUUGGAGAUGGUUCAAGCGUUGACAGAUCUUGAUCUUAUCAUUUCUAAAUCAUACAUUUCUUCUGAUGGUGGAUGGCUAAUGGAUGUGUUCCACAUAAAGGAUCAGAUUGGGAACAAGCUCACAGAGAACAACAUCGUGCAUCAUAUUCAGGAGGCACUAUGUGAGUGCAACACAAGAAGCAACAAAAAGGGACCGCAACAAGAAAAUGUUGCCAUAGAGGUGAUAGGAACAGAUCUUCCAGGCUUGCUCUCAGAGAUAUCAGAAGUACUAAUGGGCUUGGGCUUCAACAUCACAUCUGCAACAGCCUGGAUGCACAAUUGCAAAGUUGCCUGCAUUAUCUAUGUAGAGGAUGCAUCCAAACCUGGGCCUAUUAACGACAAAAAGCGUUUGGCCUGCCUCGAGGAUCAGCUCCGGAACGUGAUAGAGGCCUGUGAAGGGAGAGGAAAGAAAGAGAGAAGUGUUGUAUUAAAGAGCUCCACCGCCGGGCAUAGCCAUAUGGAACGGCGGCUCCACCAGAUGAUGUAUCUCAGUGGUGACUACGAGAGUUGUCGUGCCUGCGACAGAGACAAUGGCGGUGAACACAAAAGGCGGUGUGACGAGACCCGUGUUUCAGUGGAUAGAUACGAGGGAAGAGAUUACUGGGUGGUGAAUGUGAUAACCAGGGAUCGUCCUAAGUUGCUGUUUGAUAUCGUCUGCGUGCUCACAGACAUGCAAUAUGAAGUAUUUCAUGCAGCUGUUACCUCCAACAGUCCCAUAGCAGAACAGGAGUACUUCAUCAGGAACAAGUGUAGUUCAAAUCUUGACAAUGAAACCGAAAAGCAAAUGCUCACGCUAUGUUUAAUCGCGGCUAUAGAGCGCAGAGCUUCACAUGGAUUAAAGGUAGAUAUUCGCACUCAAAACAAACCCGAGCUACUAUCGAAGGUGACGCGUGUAAUUCGUGAGAAUGAACUAUCCAUAACAAGAGUUGAGUUUGGAGUAGAGGGAGAAACAGCAAUAGGAUCAUUCUAUGUUACAGAUUGUUCAGGUCAAGGUGUGAAAGAAAAUAUAGCAGAGUUGUUGAAAAGAGAAAUUGGUGGGUCAGUUGUUUUGGCUCAUAAUUCUCCUUAUAAGGUCUCUCAAUCAUCAACAUCCAUGAGUAAUAACAGUAGAGAUGUUGUACCAAGAUUUUCUAUUGGAAGCGUGAUUUGGUCUCAUCUUGAGAAACUCAAAUUACUAGCAUUGUAAUUGAACUUCAAGAAAUGUUGAAUUGUAAAUAGUAGUUGUAUAUUACAUGUAAAAUGUCUUGGAAACAACAAACAAUUGUACUAUUUUAGAAUUAAUUAAAUAUGUUAAAAUUAGAUGGGAUCUUGUGAUUGGUUGAAUGUAGAGUACCCAACUUUUUAUGAUGGAUAGAGAAGUCGUCCCCAUUAAUAAAUUACUCAUCGAGAUGAAA